AUGUGUGCAUGGUGGUUGUGCGGAGAUGCCGGUGCGUCGGUGUGUUCGGUUCGGUGCGCGGACGCACGGGGCCGGGCGGGCGGUGCCUGCGCGGGCGGGGGCGGACCUGUUCGGGCAACGGUGUCGCGGGCACCGCACACUAGUCUCAGUCCUUUCGCAGCGGCCAACGGUACCACAUGUGCCGCUAGCUUCUACGCACAAAAUAAACAUCAACAACGCGAGGAAACUUAA
Messenger RNA from Arctia plantaginis, 231 nucleotides. The record is from the annotation of a GenBank genome assembly. Lineage: Eukaryota; Metazoa; Arthropoda; Insecta; Lepidoptera; Erebidae.